Messenger RNA from Tetranychus urticae (two-spotted spider mite), 1236 nucleotides. RefSeq lists its product as uncharacterized. Lineage: Eukaryota; Metazoa; Arthropoda; Arachnida; Trombidiformes; Tetranychidae. The record is from RefSeq and is a predicted model, not a curated record. Gene Ontology annotation, molecular function: oxidoreductase activity.
AAAUAAAGAGGGAAGUUAAAGCAAAGAGUAAUCCUUGAGCUGUAGUCAAGUGAAGUUGCUUUCACCUGUGGUUAAAAUACUUUGUUGAAUAAUUAAUUUCAAACAACCGUUUUAUAAGUGAUUCAUUCUGUUUAAGAUAGAAUUCGUUUAAACAAAAAAUUUCAUGAUGAUCAAGUUGGACAAUAAAGUAGCCCUGAUUACUGGUUCGAGUGAUGGGAUUGGAGCUGCGACAGCUCUACUUUUUUCCUCUUUGGGUGCUAAAAUUGCCAUUGUUGGUCGAGAUGCUACGAAAUUGAAUAAAGUAGCUGAAGCUUGUACAGCCAACUCACCUCAGGGUUACAAACCUGUUGUGAUCAAAGCUGAUUUUGAGAGUGACGAUGAGGUAAAACGAACUUUUGAAGAGACUAUUGCUGCUUACAAACAAUUAGACAUUCUAGUCAAUAAUGCUGGCGUAGUUGCUAAAAAGCCCUUUGGAGAUCCUGAUGCUCUUGCUGAUUACGAUCGAGUUAUGCAAGUUAAUGUAAGAGCUGUUAUACGUUUAACUGAAUUGGCCAAGUCACAUUUAAUUGCUGCUAAGGGUGCUAUUGUUAAUGUUUCCAGUAUUGCUGCUUUGAGAUCGACUCCGUCAUUUUGGUCCUAUUGUAUGUCCAAAGCUGCCUUGGAUAUGUUCACCAAAUCAAUGGCUACUCUUCUAGCUCCUAAUGUUCGAGUAAAUUCAGUAAAUCCUGGUCCAGUACGAACCAACAUACUUUCCUCAAUUAUGCCUGGAAACAUAUGGGACGAAAUGGCGAAACUUCAACCUUUGCAAAGAGUCGGAGAUCCAUCAGAUAUUGCUAACACAAUCGCCUUCCUCGCGUCUGAUGCAUCAAGAAACAUGACUGGUUCAAUUGUUGUUUCCGAUUCUGGAUCUUUGGUUGCAGACCCUCACAAGGAAUUUGCUGAGGCUGCCUUGAAAAAUGUCUAGAAAUUCUUGAUUUGCUGAUUUGUUGACGAACUUGGAAAACACAAUAUUCAAUUUCUUGCUUCAAAAAAUAUGAAUAACCUCUAACGUGAUUUUGAAAUCACCUUGUUAACGAUAAAAAUGGGUUUAAUUGGGUUUUAUGGGUUGACUACUAACAUUAAUUUUAAUCAAGAUUGAACAAAAAUUCGAGGAGACCAACUUUUUGAGCGUUUCCAUUGUUCAAUUUACUAUUGAUAAUGAAUUAUAAAUAAAAUUGGGUGAUUAUUGGAGAAGAA